AGGGGGCACGGACGCCAGGAAACAAGACCAAACGAAGUUGUCGUACAAAAAUGACAACUGUUUGUUGAUAACGACUACAAAAUGUGAAAUCGAAUGAUGACAUUUUCCUGUAGAGAUUCAAGUAAACAAAAUGGAAUCAUUUGUAGGAUUAUUUGAUCCUGAAACGCAGGAUGAGGGAGUGGCAUCUUCUCUGUCUCCUCUACCAGUAUGUUUACCACCAGAAGCUGCCGAAGGAAAUAUUGAAUAUAAGUUGAAAUUAGUCAAUCCCUCUAAAAGUCGGUUUGAACAUCUGGUUACGCAAAUGAAAUGGAGAUUAAGAGAAGGUCAAGGGGAAGCUAUUUAUGAAAUUGGUGUAGAAGAUGGAGGGAUGCUGGUUGGUUUAACUUCAAAGGAAAUGGCUGCAUCUUUACAUACUCUUUAUUUAAUGGCAGAAAAACUUGGAGCAACUCUUACCGUAUUAAGAGAACGAACGGUAUCUGUUAAUUUAAAUGAAGAACCCAGGAAAGCUGCUGAGGUGUUAGUACGAAAAGUGCCGGACGAUCAGCAGACUAUAGAACUCCGUGUUGCCGUAUUAGGGAAUAUGGAUGUUGGAAAAAGUACACUUCUGGGCGUUCUGACUCAGGGUGAACCCGAUAAUGGGCAUGGUAGUGCCAGAUUAAAUUUGUUUCGCCAUCUCCAUGAAAUUCAAAGUGGUCGUACAUCUAGCAUCAGUCGUGAAAUUCUUGGAUUUAAUUCUCAUGGUUCACCAGUGACUUACGGUCUCUGCCGAACUGCUGAAGAAAUCUGCGAAACCUCAUCAAAAUUAAUAACAUUCAUUGAUCUGGCUGGCCAUCACAAAUAUCUUCGAACAACUGUUUUUGGAUUAACUGGCCACUCUCCUCAUUUUGCAAUGUUAGUAGUAAGUGCUGUCUGCGGAGUAGUAGGAACGACGAGGGAGCACUUGGGCUUGGCAAUGGCGUUGGAAGUUCCUAUUGUAGUCGUCGUCAACAAAAUAGAUUUAGCUAGUCCUGCUGCCUUACAGUCUACGUUGAAUCAAUUGCACAGGGUUCUUAAAGGACCAGGUUGUAAAAAGGUACCAUUACAAGUAUCUUCUGAAGAUGAUGCAAUAACUGCUGCAAGUAUUUUAGUAUCUGAGAGCAUUGCUCCUAUAUUCACUGUAUCUUGUGUGACUGGAGAUAAUUUGGAAUUACUGUAUACUUUCUUAAACGUUUUGCCACCAAGUAUAAGCCAUAAGGAAAGGGAGCGACUCAUGCAGUUACCUUCUGAAUUUCAGAUCGACGAGACCUUCAGGGUGCCGGAAGUGGGAAUAGUAGUGGGAGGAUUACUGACCAAAGGAAUGAUUCGCGAAGGAGACCAGUACCUGGUGGGCCCCGCCGACGACGGAAGCUUCUAUCCCGUCAGGGUCAGUUCCCUCCACCGACACAAGGUGCCCUGCCGGGUGGUCAGGGCCUGCGAGAGCGCCACCCUGGCCCUGAGUAAUCCCGAAACCAUAACGCUCCGUCGAGGCAUGGUUCUGACCACCAAAGAUUCGCUUCCACCCAUCUGCGUGUAUUUCCAGGCGCGAAUCCACGUGCUCUUUCAUUCCACCAUGAUAUAUUCGGGCUUUCAAGCCACCGUGCACAUAGGAAACGUGCGCCAGACCGCCACCGUCAUAGCCAUUAUGGGCAAGCAAGGAAUAGCAACCAACGAAACGGCAUCCGUGAUGUUUAAAUUCAUGAAACAACCGGAAUGCGUUCAUCCCGGUUCCAGGCUGUUAUUUCGCGAAGGUCACACCAAGGGCAUAGGUCGGGUCACUCAGGUUUUCGCUUUCGAUGACGGCAAACCUCUGCGCGAGGAAAGAGUGUCUUAAACGGAGCACGCCACACCAUCUCUUACUCGGUAUACAGUAUACAUAAAUAUAUAUAUAUAUAAUACGUUUUAACAAUGUCUACACGUUGAACAAAUUUCGUUUCGCCCUCUACUCCCUGUUAAUUUGGAUUUUAUCACGCUUUUAAACCGUGUACAGUUAGUUGGAUGAAUUUCCUACCUGUAUAUAUUUAUUUUUAGUAUCCGAAUUUGUAAUGAGGGUGCCCAUCGACGAUCGCACCUUGUUUACGUUCUUCGAAACCAAAAUUAUGUAAAUAACUAUAUAUAUAUACACACACACACACACUUCUAUUGUUUUAUAAAAUUCGUCGUCAUAGAGCUAUAUAAAUGUGAUUACCGUCUUUCUUUUUAAAUUAAAGAAAUGUUGAAUUAAAA
Messenger RNA from Centruroides sculpturatus (bark scorpion), 2241 nucleotides. Its product is annotated as GTP-binding protein 2-like. The coding region runs from base 131 to 1849 and encodes 572 amino acids. NCBI's taxonomy places the organism in Eukaryota, Metazoa, Arthropoda, Arachnida, Scorpiones, Buthidae. The transcript is spliced from 7 exons. Gene Ontology annotation, biological process: translational elongation. The record is from RefSeq and is a predicted model, not a curated record. Gene Ontology annotation, molecular function: translation elongation factor activity; GTP binding; GTPase activity.